Eimeria necatrix is the source of this 3192-nucleotide messenger RNA. RefSeq names its product ubiquitin carboxyl-terminal hydrolase, putative. Gene Ontology annotation, biological process: protein deubiquitination. The transcript has 13 exons. The coding region runs from base 1 to 3192 and encodes 1063 amino acids. Gene Ontology annotation, molecular function: cysteine-type deubiquitinase activity; zinc ion binding. NCBI's taxonomy places the organism in Eukaryota, Apicomplexa, Conoidasida, Eucoccidiorida, Eimeriidae. The record is from RefSeq and is a predicted model, not a curated record.
AUGGUGCAUGGCCCGUUCGGCCUUUUCAUAAAUAUGAAAACAUAUUUGUCCGUUUCCUUGGAAUCUCUUCCUGCAGAUGCGGCUCUCAGCGGGUUUCGGGUGUAUGUCCACCUCAGCUCCAGCGUUCACGAGCUGAACGCCACGACAGCGAACAACAGAAGAAAAGAAGCGGAAGCACAGACAAAUAACACGAGCAGUGCUCAUACUAACACAUCACAAACAGAUACAAGUACUGCAGCGACAGGGAAAGGCAAGCCCACCAAGAUGGCCAUUGAUGUGGAGGGCGGGUUCAGUGCGGAAGGCGACAUGAUUGACCCAGCGGGGAACUUUGCAUCUGUAGAGCCGACACUUUCGUAUCGCCUGUGUGUCUACACCCCAGCAAGAGAACUUUCUGCCACUGCUGCAAGGAGUCUGGCAAAUUUGUACUGCGGUGGCAGCAGCAGCAGCAAGCAGCAGCAGAAGCGCGCUGAGGGAGAUGAGGAAGCGCAAGAGCAGCAGCAUCAGCAGUGGCGCAGUGACUUGCAGCUGCUGCAGCAGCACGAGGAGCAGCUGCUGCAGCAGCUCUCGUUUUUAUCCCUAGAUGACCCAGAAGUACCUGUUGCUGUUGCUACAGCAGCGAAGCACCUCGCGGAGAUGAAGCAUGCAGUGGCCGAUCCAGCCCCUUCUGCAGCUUGGGUCGAAGAAGUCUUUCCGAGCAAGUACGCCGCCAAUUUGCCCGUCAUCGAGGACCCGCCGAAGAUUUCUCCGUCAAACUGGAAGUGUGCCGAUUGCGGCGCCUCGACCAACCUCUGGCUCAACCUCUCCGAUGGGUUUAUUGGCUGUGGCCGAAAGCUGUAUGGAGCUGGUGGGGGUUGUGCUGACGGGAGAGAGGGAGCCGCCAUCAGGCACUACAAGGAAACAGGUUCUAUUUAUCCCCUCAUUGUAAAACUAGGGACUAUUUCUCCGGACUCUGCUGACGUGUUUUCUUACGCCCCUGACGAAGACAGCACAGUCAUUGACCCGAACCUCCCAGAGCAUCUUGCCAGAUUUGGAAUUGAAACACAACAACUUCGGAAGACAGAGCGUAGCACAAACGAGUUAGCGAUAGACCUGAACUGCAAGUACGAUUGGGCUUCUCUUGCGGCCUCUGCGGCGGAGCAGCAGAAGCAGCAGCAGCAGCCGAGGGGUGCCGGCGCUGUGGGCCUGAGAAAUCUGGGCAAUACUUGCUAUGUAAAUUCCGUGCUCCAGGCUCUUUUUAGCAUUCCACGUUUUCGUGAAAAAUUUUUGUCGCUGUACGAACCUCUAAUUUGCGGCCAGGGUCUCCCGGGAGCAGCAGCAGCAGCGGGAGGCCCGGCAAAGUGUCUCUCUAUACAGCUAGGGGCCCUUGCCGUAGCCCUGCAGACACGCCGAGUUUGCAUGCAGAAGUCUCUUGGGCUGCUACUCUUGCAAAAGACGCUGCAGCAGCGAGAUGUGCAAAUUGGAGAAAAGCAGCUACUAGAUGAUCUACCAUACAUGGCUCACGACUCGGUCUCACCUUUGUCUUUGCGAGCGAUUAUUGGCUCCUUGCAUGCGGAGUUCGCUAGCAGUAGACAACAGGAUGCGGAGGAGUUCUUGUCCUUACUCUUGUCAUGGGUCAUUGAGCGAGAGGCAGGGGACAGAAGGCAACUGCAGCAGCUCAGGCGACUGCUGCAGCUGGGUGAUUGCUGUGCUGCUACUGCUGCUGCUUCUGCACUGGGGAUCACGGACGAGACCCUCAAGACCGCAGAAGAGGCUAGUGGGAGAGGCACGGUGGAUUCGCUCUUUUCCUUUGGGGUGGAGCAGCGUCUAGAGUGUCUGCAGUCCCACCAGGUGCGAUAUACCUACAGCCAACAGCAGGUGUUGGCAUUGCCAAUUCCGGUGGAUAUUCAGCAGCAGGAAGAGCAGCAGGAGCAGCAGCAAGAACAGCAGCAGCAGCGUCAGCAAAAGAGGAGAAAGGGCGCUGAAGGCACACCCACAGAAUCGGAAACCGGGGCAGACACGGGCGGCGACACGACGGAGACACAUGGGGAAUCUGAAGAGAAGGUUGUUGCUGCUGCGCCCUCUGUGCCUAUUUCGCGUUGCAUUGGAGCAGCAGCCGCUGCUGCUGUAGUUCAGGACUACCUGUCUCCUGCCACAGGCAGCAAAGGCGAUGCUGAGAAGACAUUGCGCUUGACGAACUACCCUGAGUAUUUGCUUGUCUUCCUCAAGCGCUUCUAUAUCAGCGACCGGUGGAUUCCAAAGAAGCUCAAGUGCUCAGUACAGAUUCCUGAGGAGGUUUCCUUCGAGGAGCUUCGGGCGUUUGGACUUCAGCCAGAGGAGCAAGAACUGCCCGACAAGCCGUCGUCCACGCAACAGCAGAAGCUGCAGCAGCAGAGCAGCUCAGAAGAGGCAAAAAUAGAAGGAGAAACCGCAGAAGCGGCAGAAGAUGCACAAGGUUCUGAAGUUGUCGCUACGCUGGAAUCGAUGGGCUUCUCCAGCAAUGCCGCCAAACGUGCUGUUCGGGCCACUGGGGGCGCUGCUGCUGAAAGUUGCGUGGAGUGGCUUAUGGGCCACUUGGACGACCCUGACAUAAACGACCCUCUUCCGCUUACACCACCUCCUUCCUCAGCAAGAACAUCGUGUGGCGCUGCAGGGGAAGAGCCGGAUGCAGAAGCUGUGUCUAGUUUGAUUGCUUUGGGAUUUGACGAGCGGAGUGUAAGGGCAGCAUUCUUCGCGACAAGGAGACAGCUGAGUGCAGCGGGAGGAACGCAGAAAUCAGAUGUCUUUGAUUCUGGUCGUGCUGCUGACUGGCUGUUGUCUCAAGGCCAAAAUCUUGCCGCGGCUGUGGACGAAGUGCUUCCAGCAGCAGCAGCAACUACUGCUGCUCCUGUUGCCAGAGAUGAGGAGCGCGAAACUGAGGCACGAGAGAGAGCAGAAGAGGAGGCAGCAAUAGCUGGCUUAUCCCCUUUGGAACGGUGCCGGCGAGGUCUAGGGGACGGCGCUGGAGUCUAUCGACUUUUCGCGUUUGUGUCGCACUUGGGUUCCAGCGUCUCCGGAGGUCACUACAUUUGCCAUGUGCGCAGUUCGGAAGAUCCCGGCUGCUGGCUGCAGUAUAAUGAUGAGAAGGUGCUCAGGGUGCCAACCUGCAACACUGACCAUGCCUAUCUUCUCCUUUUCAAGAGAAUAGAUGCAGAUGAAGGCCAGACAGAGACUUGA